Gossypium raimondii (Peruvian cotton) is the source of this 1412-nucleotide messenger RNA. Its product is annotated as putative disease resistance RPP13-like protein 1. The record is from RefSeq and is a predicted model, not a curated record. The transcript has 2 exons. Gene Ontology annotation, molecular function: ADP binding. Bases 275 to 877 code for a protein of 200 amino acids. Lineage: Eukaryota; Viridiplantae; Streptophyta; Magnoliopsida; Malvales; Malvaceae.
GUCAUUGUUUGUUCUGCAAGUCUCGAGCCUUAUUUCUCAAGAAACUGUUCUGUUCCUUUGUCUUUGUUUCAUUGUUCCAAGUCCAACAAAUACGAUGGGACCAUUUCCCACCAAUAAACAUUAUUUUCAUUUAAUUAUACUACUUGUUUGAACCAACAAUGGCCGAAGCAAUUGCUUUCGACAUCGCUGCAGAGCUCAUUAUUAAGUUGAGCUCUCGUGUUCUCUUUCAAACUGGACUGUGGUGGAAUCUCAAAGACGACCUCGACGACCUCAAAUGCACGUCUCCUCAAUCAAAGCUGUGGUUCUUGACGCUGAAGAGCGAUCCGUGACCAGCCAUCUCGUCAAAGAUUGGCUUGAAAAGCUGAAAGAUGUACUUUAUGAUGCUGACGACUUGCUCGAUGAUUUCUCUACCGAAGCUUUGCGGAAAGAUCUAAUGGGUGGGAACAAGCUGACGAAAGAGGUACGCCUUUUCUUUUCAAGCUCAAAUCAGUUUGCUUACGGUCUCAAAAUGGGUAAGAAAAUUAAGGCCAUUAAGGCGAGAUUAGCUUCAAUUGAAAGUGAGGCCAACACUUUCGGCUUCAUGGUGCGUGACCGCCCAGUGGAAACCUCUUUCAUGAUUAAAAAGAGACAGCAAACAAACUCUUUUGUGAUUAAAGAUAAAAUAAUAAGGAGGGAUGAUGAUAAAGCGGCUCUUCUAAAACUCAUGUUAGAGUUUGAAAGUGAAGAGAAUGUUUACAUCAUUCCGAUUGUGGGGUUUGGAGGGUUAGGGAAGACUGCGUUGGCGCAGUUUGUUUAUAAUGAUAAAAUGGUCUAUGAUUAUUUUGAAUUGAGGAUGUGGGUGUGUGUUUCAGAUGUUUUUGAUGUCAAAAAAAUUUAGAAAACAUUAUCAAAUCUAUAACUGGCCAAGCACCAGAUCAAAAUCUCGAAAUGGACCAAUUGCAAAAACAACUUCGAGAUAAAAUUGGUGGAAAAAAAUAUUUGCUUGUUUCGGAUGACAUUUGGAAUGAAGAGAGGGAAUAAUGGGUUAGUUUAAAAGAGUUAUUGGUAGGUGCGGAUAAACAAGAUCACUACUCGCUCUUUUAAGGUAGCCUAGAUCACUAGUAAAUAUCAGCCUCAUGUUCUAAAAGGCUUGUCUGAUGACGGUGCUUGGUCUUUGUUCAAAGAAAUAGCAUUUGAGCAAAGAUAUGCAGACUCAACGAAUUCAGCCUUUGUGGAAAUAGGAAAACAGAUUUUAGAAAGGUGUAGUGGUGUUCCCUUAGUCAUAAGGACGAUAGCAAGUACAUUAUCUUACAAAGAAACUGAAAAGGAGUGGCAUUCUUUUAGAGAUAAUGAACUUGUUAGAAUAUCUCAAAACGAAGGUAAAAUUCUACCUACACUUUAGUUUAGCUACGAUCAUCUCCCAUCCCAUUUGA